Molecule: messenger RNA, 2853 nt
Organism: Punctularia strigosozonata HHB-11173 SS5
Lineage: Eukaryota; Fungi; Basidiomycota; Agaricomycetes; Corticiales; Punctulariaceae
Product: tricorn protease domain 2-containing protein
Exons: 5
Molecular function (GO): protein binding
Source: RefSeq, a predicted model, not a curated record
AAACGGCUCAUUCAGAACCUGGGACGUAAUAUCGCCGAUGAUGUCGCAAAAUACAAGGAGUCGUUCGCUAAGCUUAUCCAACGAUUCAACGACCACACAGUCGUGGUGACGAAUAUCGUUACGCUGAGGGUUAUGGAGAGCGUAGGGCGCUUCGAUCAGAGCCUCACGUUGAGCAGCCUGCUCGUCGCCCCGGGAUCAGGGUUCCAACCCGAGAAGGGGUGCUUGCCAGGCACUCGUACGCCGCUGAUCGACCUGAUCAUGAAGUGGGUCUAUUCGGUAGAUGAAGAGGACACCAAACCCGUUUUUUGGCUUCACGGACCUGCAGGAUCCGGGAAAUCGGCGAUCUCACAUGCCGUGGCCGAACGUUGCCGGGCGGAUGGACGACUGGGGCGUAUCUUUUGCUUCAGCACGUCGGCGCGAGAUCGGAAAUUGGAGCAAAUGUUCCCGACGAUCGCGGUCGGAUUGGCGGAUCUCGAUCCUGACUGGAGGAAGACCCUCUGCGAGACCAUUCAACGCGACCACGAACACGAUCUCAACACGACGUACUCCUUGCAGCUCCAAUUCGAGAAUUUCCUGCUCGAGCCGGCCAAGGGUUUGGAGGAACGGGCCGUGGGACCCAUCGUGGUGAUCAUCGAUGCGUUAGACGAAUGCGGAGGCAUAUCCCAGCGCGCGCAGCUGCUCAAGUACAUCUCGCGUUUUGCCGAAUUGCCCUCGAACUUCCGCUUCCUCUUCACUUCGCGUUCGGAUCGGGACAUGAUGGACGUCCUAUCGAAGCUGCCUUGCGUACGCUCUCAGGACAUCGCCGAUCCUGAAUACGACACCGCGGACGCGGACAUCGGCCUAUUCGUGAACGAAAGCCUAUCCACGUAUUCUAUGAUCACGGAAGAUCCGCGUUGGGUAAGCAGCAGGGUAGUGGACACACUGGUCGGAGCCGCCGAGAAAUCGUUCCAGUGGGCAUCGACGGCUUGCGCCUUCAUUCGGGGUGAGGGUGAUUACCAGGAAUACGACUGGCAUGAACGCUUCGAGGCCGUCGUCGGUUCUGUAUCCGCAUCACAGCAGUCAGACGUUCAAUAUCAUAACCUUGAUUCCCUGUACCACCUCGUCCUCAGCCGGCUCUUCAAGAGUGGUCCUUCUAUCCGUUUCAAGCGAAUAUUAGGACGAGUGUUGGCAGUCCGCGAGCCACUAUCAAUCGAAGCGUUGAAAGGACUUCAUGGCGAAGACGAAGGGCCCGAAUGGACGAAGAACCUCCUCAGUCUCAUGGGGUCUCUGUUAUACGGCGUUUCGCAAGCAGAAACCCCCAUCCGUCCAUUGCAUGGCUCUUUCCGUGAGUUCUUGACCGACGGCACUCGAAGCGGUCCCUAUUGCGUGGAUCUUGACGAUGCGGACGACAAAUUGGUACACUCGACCCUCCGCAUCAUGAAGAGCUCCCUUAGAUUCAAUAUAUGCCACCUCGAGAGCUCGUACAAGCUGAAUACGGAGUACGAUGAUCUCGACCAACGUAUCCGAACUUACAUGACGCCCGGUCUCAUUUACUCUAUUCGUUAUUGGGCGCAACACGUUGGGCAGGAGCGCGCAGCCUCCGACCCCAAUCUGCUAUGGAACAUCGAAAAUUUCUUUGCGAACCACGCUUUGUCGUGGCUGGAGUCCCUGAGCCUGCUCAGAUCUCUGCUCUCUUGCGCUUCUACCUUAUCAGCAUUGAAGCGAUUUGCCUCGGUGCCUAGUAGGCUUCUACGCUGGGUCGACGAUAUGGAUCGGUUCAUACACCUCUAUGGAGCUGUGAUAUCAAGCUCGGCGCCUCAUAUCUACGUGUCCGCCCUUCCUUUUAGCCCGACAACAUCCUUGAUAGCUCAAUACUACGCGGAGCGUUUUUCGCAAUCUGCGAAGGUCUUCAGAGGAAGGGCGACACAUUGGCCGGCGCUGCGGUCUGUCAUGCGCGGCCACAGUGAACUCGUCGUGUCCGUUGCAUUCUCCAGAGAUGGAAAGCGGAUUGUGUCCGCGUCAUACGACCACCUCAUCCGAGUGUGGGAUGCAGCGACAGGAGAGGCCGUCGGAAAACCUCUAGAGGGCCACACCGCCGACGUCAAUUCUGUGAUGUUCUCUUUCGAUGGCAGAAGGAUUCUCUCGUGUUCCGACGAUGAAACUAUCAGGCUCUGGGACGCAGAGAGCGGGGAGGCCCUUGGAGGUCCCCUCACAGGCCACGGUCGUAAAGUCAACUCCGUCGCGUUCUCACCCGAUGAUAACUACAUCGUCUCCGGGGGCAACGAUGGGACUAUCCGGGUGGUAUGGGACGCGGGAACAGGGCAGACCAUCCAGGGACCAUUCCGAGGUCAUACCGAUGCCGUAUUUUCCGUAUCAGUUUCAAGCGACGGGAAGCGUAUCGUCUCGGGCUCCUUGGACGACACCAUCCGGAUAUGGGACGCAGAUAGCGAAGACUUGAUCGGGCAGCCCAUCCGCUGCCGCAGUACGGCUGUCGCUUCGGUCGCAUUCUCACCGGAUGGAACGUACAUCGUUUCGGGCUCCGCAGACAAGACGGUUCGAGUUUGGUACGCAGACAGCGGAGAGAGCGUCAGAGAAUCCAUCGAAGGACACAGUGGCGGGGUCUCCUCUAUCGAUUUCUCCCCCGAUGGGGCUAUCGCGAAACUGACAUGGGACGACCAGAAUAUCACCGCCGUCGCAUUCUCUCCCGAUGGCAAACGCAUUGCCUCCGGCUCCUUCGACAAGAUGAUCAGGAUCUGGGACACAGAACAGAGGAUCGCCAUAAGGGGCCCGUUGCGAGCGCACAGUGACAUCGUCCGGUCCGUUGCGUUUGCGCCUGAUGGGGUACACGUCAUAUCGGGGUCCGACGAUGGCACC